Orcinus orca (killer whale) is the source of this 2577-nucleotide messenger RNA. RefSeq names its product phosphate regulating endopeptidase X-linked (gene PHEX). The transcript is spliced from 22 exons. Gene Ontology annotation, cellular component: plasma membrane. The record is from RefSeq and is a predicted model, not a curated record. Gene Ontology annotation, molecular function: metalloendopeptidase activity. Gene Ontology annotation, biological process: protein processing. Lineage: Eukaryota; Metazoa; Chordata; Mammalia; Artiodactyla; Delphinidae. The coding region runs from base 81 to 2330 and encodes 749 amino acids.
AACGCCUAACAGACUCUUGAGACCAGCCACCAAGCCACAGAAAGCGACUUUCUUCUUGCCUGGCCCUUACAUCUCUCCCAAUGGAUGCAGAGACAGGGAGCAGCGUGGAGAGUGGGAAGACGACCAACAGAGGCACUCGAAUCGCCCUGGCCGUGUUCGUUGGUGGCACCCUGGUGCUGGGCACGGUCCUCUUUCUAGUGAGUCAAGGUUUCUUAAGCCUCCAAGCUAAGCCGGAGUACUGCCUGAAGCCAGAAUGCAUCGAAGCUGCUGCUUCCAUCUUGAGUAAAGUAAAUCUGUCUGUGGACCCCUGUGAUAAUUUCUUCCGGUUUGCUUGUGAUGGCUGGAUAAACAGUAAUCCAAUUCCUGAAGAUAUGCCAAGCUAUGGGAUUUAUCCUUGGCUGAGACGUAAUGUCGACCUCAAGUUGAAGGCACUUUUGGAGAAAUCAAUCAGUAGAAGGCGGGACAUCGAAGCCAUACAGAAAGCCAAAAUCCUUUAUUCAUCUUGCAUGAAUGAGAAAGCGAUCGAAAAAGCAGAUGCCAAGCCAUUGUUACAUAUCCUGCGGCACUCACCUUUCCGCUGGCCUGUGCUUGAAUCUAAUAUCGGUCCUGAAGGGGUUUGGUCAGAGAGAAAGUUCAGCCUUCUUCAGACACUUGCGACGUUUCGUGGCCAAUACAGCAAUUCUGUGUUCAUUCGUUUGUAUGUGUCCUCUGAUGACAAGGUGUCCAACGAACACAUCUUGAAGCUGGACCAAGCAGCGCUCUCCCUAGCCGUGAGGGAAGACUACCUUGAUAAUAGCACAGAAGCCAAGUCUUAUCGGGACGCCCUUUACAAGUUCAUGGUGGAUACUGCCGUGCUUUUGGGAGCUAAUAGCUCCCGAGCAGAGCAUGACAUGAAGUCGGUGCUUAGGUUGGAAAUUAAGAUAGCUGAGAUAAUGAUUCCACAUGAAAACCGAACCAGUGAGGCCAUGUACAACAAAAUGAACAUUUCCCAACUGAGUGCUAUGAUUCCCCAGUUUGACUGGCUGGGCUUCAUCAAGAAGGUCAUUGAUGUCAGACUCUACCCCGAACUGAAAGACAUCGGCCCCUCAGAGAAUGUGGUGGUCCGUGUCCCUCAGUACUUUAAGGAUUUGUUUAGGAUAUUAGGCUCUGAGAGGAAGAAGACUGUUGCCAACUAUUUGGUGUGGAGGAUGGUUUAUUCCAGAAUUCCAAACCUAAGCAGGCGCUUUCAGUAUAGGUGGCUGGAAUUCUCACGGGUAAUCCAGGGUACCACAACUUUGUUGCCUCAGUGGGACAAGUGUGUCAACUUUAUUGAAAGUACGCUCCCUUAUGUUGUUGGAAAAAUGUUUGUGGAUGUACACUUCCAGGAAGACAAGAAGGAGGUGAUGGAGGAAUUGAUUGAGGGUGUUCGAUGGGCCUUUAUUGACAUGCUGGAGAAAGAAAAUGAGUGGAUGGAUGCAGGGACGAAAAGGAAAGCCAAAGAAAAGGCAAGAGCUGUUUUGGCAAAAGUUGGCUAUCCUGAAUUUAUAAUGAAUGAUACUCAUGUUAAUGAAGACCUCAAGGCAGUCAAGUUUUCAGAAUCUGACUACUUCGGCAACGUCCUGCAAACCCGCAAGUAUUUAGCACAGACUGAUUUCUUCUGGCUGAGAAAAGCUGUUCCAAAAACAGAGUGGUUUACAAAUCCAACGACUGUCAAUGCCUUCUACAGCGCAUCCACCAACCAGAUCCGAUUUCCAGCAGGAGAGCUCCAGAAACCUUUCUUUUGGGGAACAGAAUAUCCUCGAUCUCUGAGUUAUGGCGCUAUAGGAGUAAUUGUUGGACAUGAAUUUACACAUGGAUUUGAUAAUAAUGGUAGAAAAUAUGAUAAAAAUGGAAACCUGGACCCUUGGUGGUCUGUUGACUCAGAAGAAAAGUUUAAGGAAAAAACAAAGUGCAUGAUUAGCCAGUAUAGCAACUAUUAUUGGAAGAAAGCUGGCUUACACGUAAAGGGGAAGAGGACCCUGGGAGAAAAUAUUGCCGAUAAUGGAGGUCUGCGACAAGCUUUUAGGGCUUACAGGAAAUGGAUAAAUGACAAGAGGCAGGGGGUUGAGGAGCCUCUCCUACCCGGCAUUGAAUUCACCAACAGCCAGCUUUUCUUCCUGAGUUAUGCUCAAGUGAGGUGCAAUUCCUACAGACCAGAAGCUGCCCGAGAACAAAUCCAAGUUGGUGCUCACAGCCCCCCUCAGUUUAGGGUCAAUGGUGCAGUUAGCAACUUUGAAGAAUUCCAGAAGGCUUUUAACUGUCCAUCCAAUUCCACGAUGAACAGAGGCACGGACUCCUGCCGACUCUGGUAGCUGGACUGUUGGUUUAUGCCAUCCUGAGAGAGUUGUGCAGUGCUCAUCACCUACUGCUUUAGGCCUGUGUUCCCCUGAGGUUGUUUAUUUUUGAUGCAUCUUCAUUACUUGGGUAUUGCUUAGAUCUAAACAGUAUCUAUUCAGAGUUGUAAGGCUUAAAAAAAUGGAAUGCAAAAAAUCGAAUCAAGUAUGUUUCUAUAGAAAACCAAACCAACAAAAAUAAGUCCCUAGGCUGCUUUUGUUAAAA